This is a messenger RNA of Otolemur garnettii (small-eared galago), 1668 nucleotides long. RefSeq names its product VOPP1, WBP1/VOPP1 family member (gene VOPP1). The record is from RefSeq and is a predicted model, not a curated record. The coding region runs from base 184 to 702 and encodes 172 amino acids. The transcript has 5 exons. NCBI's taxonomy places the organism in Eukaryota, Metazoa, Chordata, Mammalia, Primates, Galagidae. Gene Ontology annotation, cellular component: cytoplasmic vesicle membrane.
CGCGCCGGCGGGACGUGUCGGACGCGCGCCCGGCGGAGGGCGGGGCGUGGCCACUGUGCGCGGUGCGUUCCCGAUCCCCGCUGCCUCGCCUCAGCUCCCAGAGCGCCUCUGCUCCGGCUCGAGCUAAUCUGCCGGCGCCUGUGACCCGCACCCAGCGCGACCGGGAGGCGACGCGGACGAGCUAUGAGUGGCCAUCCGGGGAGGGCGGCGGCGCUGCUGCUCGGGCUGCUCCUGGAGUGCACAGAAGCCAAAAAGCAUUGCUGGUAUUUUGAAGGACUUUAUCCAACAUAUUACAUAUGCCGCUCCUAUGAAGACUGCUGUGGUUCCCGCUGCUGUGUGCGGGCUCUGUCCAUACAGAGGCUAUGGUACUUCUGGUUCCUCCUGAUGAUGGGCGUGCUCUUCUGCUGCGGAGCGGGCUUCUUCAUCCGGAGGCGCAUGCAUCCCCCGCCAUUGAUCGAGGAGCCCACCUUCAACGUGUCCUACACCCGGCAGCCCCCCACACCUGCUCCAGGAUCCCAGCAGCCGGGGCCACCAUUUUACACUGACCCAGGAGGACUGGGGCUGAAUCCUGUCGGGAGCACCAUGGCAAUGGCUUUCCAGGUCCAGCCCAGCCCAGCCCCAGGGAGCUCAGCCUACCCACCCCCGCCUUCCUACUGCAGCACACCUCCACCCCCCUAUGAGCAAGUGGUGAAGGCCAAGUAGGGGGCGCUGGUGCGCCGGGAAUUGGGGAGGCUGCUACCCACUUCUCUGGUCCAUCACUGCAUCCCAAGGUGGCUGAUGGCUACUGAGACAUACUCUUCUUCACUGUCUUCGGAGCAAACACAGCCUCUUUCAAGUUUUCUGUGGAAAACAAUCUAUGAAGCCACACUGUCUCCUGUUCCUUCUGCUUCUGAUGAAUCUGUGCUCUCUGGUGGAGUGUGGUGACAGUCCCCAAGGGCUGAUGUUCUUAGGGUGGUAUGACCAGACCCUCAGGAGAGAGACUGUCAGAGGAGGAGCCCAGAACUGGAAGGUGCAGGAGACACGGGGAGGAGCUGGGUCUGGUCAGUCUGGACAGGCAGAUCACCCACUGUUCCAGGUCCCAUGGUCCUCACAUCUGUUCUUCUGUCCAGGAGCGGUCAGACAUUGAGUUGAGAGCCAGCCUGCUGUUGUGUGUCCACAUCCUGGAGAUGGGUUUCCCUCUCACUGCCAGGGAAGAGGGUGCCAGUCUAUAGUCAGGCCUAAGCUGGGCAUCUGCAGUUAUCACUAAGGCAAGACAUUUAGAUACGGGAAAUCGCUUCUUGCUCCAAACUAGGACAUUGUAUUUUAUGAGAGAUUUUGGUCUGACUUGGGAAAAAAUGCUGCCUCCUUUUGUGGUGUGUUUGUGGACAUGUGUGGUGUUCUGUGCUUUGAGACCAGUCUAGACAUGUGUUUUCUUGGUGUGUUCUCAGGCCCAUAACGCAUCUAUACCCUUCCCAAGGCAGUUUCAUGGCAGAGGGCCACAUCUGGCUGUGAAGUCAUAGCAACUCUCAGAGGGAGACACUAUACCACAGUGUGCUAGCAUUGCGUGACCAGCCAUCCUGGGCCUGGCAUGGCAUGUUUCCCAAAGGUGGGUGUGCAUUAGGCUCUGAUGAGGAGGAGCUUGUUAAGGAAAAGUCAGAAAAAGCACUGACCAUGUCAUCAAAAUUAGAA